AAAAGUCUAAACUCUCAACUCCCCAAAUCGCAAUUCAGCUCCAUUGAAGGAGAAACAUUGAUUAGUGAUUAAUAAAGUAACAGGUGGAAACCGCAAACAAACACUCACUCUUAACAACGUUACUCACAAUUUAAAUGGGAAACUCCCACUCUCAUCGCAAAAACCGGCAACAUUAUCAUCAUCAACCACAACAACAACAACAUCAACAGGUGGAAGGAUCAUCUUCUUCUUUGCCUCUCCCUACAAAUCCCAACUAUUUAUAUCCACCUCCUCCUUUCAUUCCUCAACAUAAUUCUCAAUCUCAAUCUUCUUCAAUGGCUCUUACGUUACCAUACUCCCAUGUUGACUCUUGCUUACGCGCUCUCGCCGGCCAAGCUCAAGGUUUUGGCCGCUCUUCCAUUGGUGGCCUUCAUGGACCCCUCUUCCAUGUCACCACCCUCGCUGAUGAUGGACCUGGAUCGCUUAGAGAAGCUUGUCGGAAAAAGGAGCCACUCUGGAUUGUCUUUGAAGUUUCAGGCACCAUUGUACUCAAGUCUUACCUCAGUGUAUCGUCUUACAAAACGAUUGAUGGCCGUGGCCAAAGAAUUAAGUUCACAGAAAAAGGGUUAAGGCUCAAGGAAUGUGAGCAUGUGAUCAUAUGCAAUCUAGAAUUUGAAGGUGGGAGAGGGCAUGAUGUAGAUGGGAUUCAGAUCAAACCUAAUUCUAAGCAUAUAUGGAUUGAUCGCUGCAGCUUGCGUGAUUAUGAUGACGGUCUCAUAGAUAUCACCAGACAAAGUACUGAUAUCACUGUAUCUAGGUGUUAUUUUUCUCAGCAUGACAAAACAAUGCUCAUUGGAGCAGAUCCAUCUCAUGUUGACGAUAGAUGUAUUCGGGUGACUAUUCACCAUUGUUUUUUUGAUGGUACCCGACAAAGGCAACCUCGCUUGAGAUUUGGGAAAGUUCAUCUGUACAAUAAUUACACCAGGGAUUGGGGAAUUUAUGCUGUCUGUGCCAGUGUAGAGUCACAGAUAUAUUCACAGUGCAACAUUUAUGAAGCUGGACAGAAGAAAAAAGCUUUUCUAUACUACACAGAGAAGGCUGCUGAUAAAGAACAAGAAGCUACUGGGAGCAUAAUAUCUGAAGGAGACCUAUUUCUAAAUGGAGCUGAAUCGGGUGUAAGGCCGUUGGGCAGUGAAGAGAGCGUGUUUCAUCCUAGCGAGUUCUACAGCGACUGGACAUUGGAACCGCCUAGUGAAUCUCUUAAACAUAUUCUUCAGCAUUGUACAGGAUGGCAGAAUAUUCCCUGCAUCCCUGACAAACUCUCUGAUGCUCAGUCAUAGGCUUGCUCUACGCAGUAAUGAUAACAUACCGAUACAAUUGCUCUAUAUAUUUACAUACUUUGGGAGAUAAACUCUCAUUUUGGUUGGCUUUUAUGAAAUAAGAUAGAUGGUUCAGUCUUAA
This is a messenger RNA of Beta vulgaris subsp. vulgaris (sugar beet), 1440 nucleotides long. RefSeq names its product probable pectate lyase 4. Bases 135 to 1319 code for a protein of 394 amino acids. Gene Ontology annotation, molecular function: pectate lyase activity. The record is from RefSeq and is a predicted model, not a curated record. The transcript is spliced from 5 exons. NCBI's taxonomy places the organism in Eukaryota, Viridiplantae, Streptophyta, Magnoliopsida, Caryophyllales, Amaranthaceae.